AUGAAUUUCACAGUAGAUCAGAUCCGAGUGAUCGCAGACAAGAAGUCCAAUAUUAGGAAUACGUCUGCAAUUGCUCAUGUUGAUAGUGGCAAAUCAGCCUUAACAGACUCCUCGGUGUGUAAAGCGGACUUCAUUGCUUUAGCCAGAGCCGGAGAAACACGAUUCACAGACACACAGAAAGAUGAACAAGAAAGAUGUAUUACAAUCAAGUCUACAAGAAUUGGCAAUUUCUAUGUUCUUUCAGACAAUGACUUGGCCUUCAUCAAACAGUGUAGGGAUGGUUCAGGCGCUCUCAUUAACACAAUUGACUUCCCUGGAUGUGUUGAUAUCUCCUCUGUAGUUACAGCAGCUGUCUGUGUCAUUGAUGGUGUCCUCAUUGUGGGUGACUUUUUUUCAGGUAAACAUGCUCUUCUAAUUAGAAAGACCUCAGUACAGAGGUAGGCUAUUGCAGAACAUAUCAAACCAGUAUUGAUGAACAAAAUGGAUUGUGCUUUGCUGGAAUUGCAGCUGAAGUCUGAGAAACUUCACCAAAUGUUUCAGCGUAUUGUGAAAGGUGUCAGUGUUGUUAUUUCCACCUAUGGAGAGGGUGAAACUGGACCAAUGGAUAGUAUUUUUAAUGAUCCAGUUAUUGGUAUUGCUGGGUUUGACUCUCGUCUGCAUGGCCAGGUAUUUACCCUGAAGUGGUUUGCUGAGGUGUAUGUGACCAAAUUUGCUGCUAAAGGUGAAAAAGCACAAUUCCUCCAGUUGAGUGACCAAAGAAAGCAGAAGAUAGGAUAA
This is a messenger RNA of Mesitornis unicolor (brown roatelo), 777 nucleotides long. RefSeq names its product elongation factor 2-like. Gene Ontology annotation, biological process: translational elongation. Gene Ontology annotation, cellular component: ribonucleoprotein complex; cytosol. Gene Ontology annotation, molecular function: ribosome binding; translation elongation factor activity; GTP binding. NCBI's taxonomy places the organism in Eukaryota, Metazoa, Chordata, Aves, Mesitornithiformes, Mesitornithidae. The record is from RefSeq and is a predicted model, not a curated record.